AUGAAGUCUAUGAUUCAUUCACACGACGGUCAUCUAGCCGAAAUAUUGCCCGAUGAAAAAGUUGAGGAGAUCGUGGACAGGACACUGGACCUAAUGGAUUUGGACCGUGAUGGCUUGAUCGACUUUGCUGAGUUCAAGAAAGGAACAAAUGCCAACAGAUAA
Ostertagia ostertagi is the source of this 162-nucleotide messenger RNA. The record is from the annotation of a GenBank genome assembly. NCBI's taxonomy places the organism in Eukaryota, Metazoa, Nematoda, Chromadorea, Rhabditida, Trichostrongylidae.